Molecule: messenger RNA, 3348 nt
Organism: Schistosoma bovis
Lineage: Eukaryota; Metazoa; Platyhelminthes; Trematoda; Strigeidida; Schistosomatidae
Source: the annotation of a GenBank genome assembly
CAACGACGGAAUAUUCGCGGUUUAACUUGUAGGACAUCUCUUUUGAAAGUUCCGCUAAUAAAAGUGAGCGCAAAUCUAAUUUUCCCGCCAGUGUUUUCCGCGGAAUUUUCACUUUUAUGGAUCCUUAUAAAAUGUAUAUUAUAUUUUAUCAUGAAGCGAUUAACGCUUUGUGAAAAUUUAACUGCCUACAGCUUCCGAAAUAAGAUACGGAUUGUUAAGUCUGCUGUCAUAAAAUUUUACGAAUUAUGAUAUGAAGGUUGUUUAAUAAGAUGUGGCGAGAUGAAUCAUCUUACUCGUGAGUGUUCAUUGUUCUUAUUUACAGGGCUGGAAGCUCAUUCAUAUCACAUUAGUUAUUUCAUCCCGUCUUCACCAUUAAUAAGUUUUUUCAGUGUUUUAUUUUCAUAAUAUGUUGUUUAUUUUGAAGGUUAAAGAGGUUUCUCGACGUUAGGUCACUAUUCUACAACGUUUAUUAGUUACUCAGUUUGUUUGAGGACUCCGAAGAACGUAGUGGUUACGGUAUCUCGUCAGUGGUACAGAAAGGAUUUAUUGUGAUUACUCUGAGUGUAUUGAGAUUCAGUUUGUGAGUAUUAGAAAGUAGCUUCAGUGACUGACGUGUACGUUUCAUUAUUUUUGAUGGUAAGGCCAAACGUUUUCAAAUUCUGUCCAGCCUCGCAGUUGGUCCAUCUAAUUGUCCAUGUGAUAACAGUCGGACGAGGGAUUUCUGUCAUUGAUGGACCCUUAUGGAGCAGUAUCGGCAGAUCUAUUCGACAUACCAGCUGCGGAACAAGAAAUAACUGUUGGGUCUAAUGAUCAACCAAUUGUAUCAGGCAAUGCAAAUUUACCAGGAGUUGGACAUUCUGCUGUAUCUAGUGCAGAAACCAUCACUAUGGGAGCAGAUGGAACCUUACACUUUCAAAAGGCACCAUCUAGUCAACAAGGCCCACGCGUCAUAAUGUUGCAAAGGAGUGCCCCAGGGUCUGGACCGACUGUGCCAAACUCUCCGGUUCAACGUCCAGGAUUAAAGACUGUGAAGAUAAUUACUGUUCCGGGUCAAGGUGCUGGAGGUAAACCUCUAAAGGCAGCAGUGAUACCAAUGCAUAUGCUCCAAAGAACUGUCAAAAUACUUCCUGCUGGGGGUCAGCAGGUGAUAAAUUCUAGCGGCGCUACUGUAACAUCAAAUUUCCCACGUGUUCUUACCAUCCGUCCUCAGUUAUCAUCUGGUCCCACAGUCUUGACCGGUGCUACCACUAUUACACCUGUGAGACCUGGCACGCUGAUUUUUUCUGGUGCUCCGUCGACACAGUUCACUGGAUCUUCUGUCAACUAUCAAAGUUCUGAGGAUGUUGAAAAUCAAAUGAUUAUAGGGUCGGGAGGUGAAAUUAUUAAUGGAGCUCCUCACGGUGUCCUUACAACUUCUGGUUAUUACGAUAUAAAUAUGCAUAAUGCCGCUGGCUUCGAACACUCAGCCAGUCCGGCUGGUCGUGAGGAGGGUGAAGAACAAGAACAGGUUACAACCGGUCUGAAAACCAAUGGUCUUCGACGUUAUGCCCGUUGUGUUUGUAACAAGGUUAAAGAGAAAGGUAUAACUUCCUAUAGUGAGGUUGCUGAUGAGCUUGUACACGAGUAUGCUGCUGAACAUCCCAUGAUUCCAUCUGAACAACUUCAUUAUAUUCAGAAGAAUAUUCGUCGGCGCGUUUAUGAUGCAUUAAAUGUUCUAAUGGCCUUAAAUGUACUUCAAAAAGAGAAAAAGGAGAUCCGUUGGGUUGGACUGCCCGUAAAUAUGAUAGAAGAGUGUCGGCGUUUGGAAGAAGAGCGUGAAAAGCGACAGAUUUCUCUGCGGAAUAAAACUGUUGAAAUACAAGAUCUCAUUAUGCAAUUGAUUGCUUUUAAAAACCUUGUAAUGCGCAAUAAAAUCAAUGACCGUUGUAGACGUAGUGGUAUGGUUUCAGAAUCUAACACUUGUGGUGGAUCACGUAACAUCGAUACUGAUUCAGAUAAAAUGACAUCUAAUGGUACUUCGAAAAUUCGUAAUGAAAAGAUUCCUUUACCAUUUUUGGUGAUAUCCACUCACAGGAAAACUGUUAUUGACUGCAAUAUAUCUACUGAUAAGUUGGAAUAUUUAUUUAAUUUCGAUCAAGCCUACGAGAUACGUGAUGAAGUUGAUACCUUAAAGCGCAUGGGUUUAAUGCUACGCCUAGGUACUAUUCAUUGUACACAAGAGGAGUAUAAUCAAUGCUUAGAGUUAGUACCACCAUCUCUAAGAUUUUAUGUAGAGGCCAUUUACGAACGACGUCAGGCCAUUGUACCUGACUUUGAGGCGCUUCAUCAACAAAGAAGGUUAUUCGUUGAAGCCAGAUUAGCUGCUGCGGCUGCAGCCGGUCAUACUGAUGAAGGUGGUGACUCUAUGGGAUCCGGUGGUCAUGGAGGGCCAGUUAACGUGCAUCAACAGUUAGAUCACUCUUUACGUAGUAGUCAGCGAUCACCACUGGAUACCAACUCUCAUUAUACUAGCUUGUUCGAUACAGCGAACACAAGUGUAAAUGAAGGUGGUUUACGGCAACUCUAUUUAAAUCGAAGUCCAGACGAUGAAGACGGUGGUCAUAUUUCUGGAUCUGUUUCUAAUAGUGGAUUUGUGCCUGGUGAUACUCAGCAUUAUGCUCGUGCAGCCGCAUCUCGUGGUUAUGUUGUACCAGGUGGUCCAGGCGGACUUUUACGCCAUCGACAGCAUACUCCAUCUUCCGGAGUUUCUAGCAUUUUAAACCGUCAGUUUAGAAGUGAUGGAGCUUCUCGCAUGGGUUCGUCAACCUUGAUCAGAACUCUAAUUAGUGAUAGCCGUGAAAUGGCUUCUUCCGUAAUCGGCGUCAACAAUGAGCAUCCCAUGGCUCAUAGUGACGAUACAAAUGAUGAACUAGUGGAUCCUGACGAGAUUAUUGAAGAUCAUGGUGAUGAUGAAGACGAAGAUGAAGAUGAUGACGACAUGGAAGAUGUCUAAACAUUAAUUCUAAAAUUCAGAGACGAUAUUUUGCAAUAAUAACUUGUUUUUACCAAUUAUAUCUGUAUCUAUAUUGCGUAAUUUUGUACAUCAGAUUUUUUUUCAUGGUCAUAAAUAAAAGGCAUCAAAGGUUAAACGGAUAGGAUUUCAAGAUUUAUGAAUUUAGUUUAUAAUUAUAUGUUAAUUAUCUUAUUUAUUUCCUACUGAAAUCUUUGUAUUUGCGUUCAUUUUGGUGUAUUUUACAGUUAAUGGUUAAACGUAAAUAGAUAGCCCUUCUUGUUGUUUACAUGUUCAUUUCUUCUUAUUUUCCCUUAAAUUAAUGUUUACAUUCACCCAUAAUAAAAUUUUUGUAUAGU